AUGGCCGACGAGCGCAGUGGUGGUAGUCAAAAUGCAACUUGGACAAGUUCUACGACGAUGGCCGACGCCAUGGAAGUCGACUCGGAGCCUCCAGCGCCCACACGAAGGAUUAUUAAAAAUGGGGCGUCUGCACGACCGCUCAGUCUGUAUUCCUAUCAACAACUCCAACAACGUCCGGCCCAGGAAUCUGCGCACUCGACCGCAACGCUCCCCUCAAAAUCUUCCCGUACUAUCAAACGAAUUCCAAGUGCCUUUAGAUCUGUCUCAGACACCCACCAAACCCAGACUCCAGUCGAAUCAGCGCCGCCACCAGCAGCGGCGGCAGUCGACCCAACACGCGCGCUGAUGUCGGCUAUCGACUUUGGAGCGUACGAUGGAGGCCUGGAGGCAGAGAAUAUGACUAGAGGAGAGGUUGUAUCUGGUGUCGCAGCUGACAGUCUGGCGUUAAACUCGUCGUAUUCUCGCCCAGCAGCCGAACAGUGGAGACUCUCGUCGUUUGAGAUGGGAAGACCUCUUGGAAAGGGUCAAUUUGGACGUGUAUACCUAGUGCGGACAAGGACACAGCCAAAAGGCUACAUCCUUGCGCUCAAGACUAUCUACAAAUCGGAGGUUAUAGCCGCCGGAUUGGAAAAGCAAGUUCGACGAGAGAUAGAAAUUCAAUCCAACCUGCGGCAUCCCAACGUCCUUCGGCUUUACGGUUAUUUCCACGAUGAGAAACGUCUGUUCCUCAUGCUCGAAUUUGCUGCAAAUGGAGAGCUGUAUCGACAGCUGGCCAAGAAAGGGCGCUUUGGAGAAAAGCGAGCAAGUCGGUAUAUUGCACAAGUUGCAGACGCCCUUCAAUACCUACACACUAAACGUAUCAUUCAUCGUGACAUCAAGCCGGAGAAUCUCCUGUUGGGAAUCGACGGCGAGAUCAAAAUCGGUGACUUUGGCUGGAGCGUACACGCUCCGAGUAACCGACGGACGACCAUGUGCGGAACGCUGGACUACCUAGCUCCGGAAUUAGUUCGUGGCCGACCCUACUCAAACUACGUCGACAUUUGGGCACUUGGUGUCCUCUGCUACGAAUUCGUAUGCGGUGUCGCUCCCUUUGAGGACCCUUCUGGCCAAAAAGGUACAUUUAUACGGAUCGCUCGAGUGGACCUGCGCUUUCCUGAGGGAAUCUCUGAGGAAGUCAAGGAUCUCAUUUCACGGCUUUUGCAAUACGUUCCCGAGGACCGUCUCAGCUUUGCCGACGUCCUUCGCCAUCCAUGGAUCCUAAAGUACAAGGCAAAAGCCUGA
Messenger RNA from Serendipita indica DSM 11827, 1281 nucleotides. NCBI's taxonomy places the organism in Eukaryota, Fungi, Basidiomycota, Agaricomycetes, Sebacinales, Serendipitaceae. The record is from the annotation of a GenBank genome assembly.